Messenger RNA from Coprinopsis cinerea okayama7#130, 1274 nucleotides. RefSeq lists its product as hypothetical. NCBI's taxonomy places the organism in Eukaryota, Fungi, Basidiomycota, Agaricomycetes, Agaricales, Psathyrellaceae. Bases 42 to 1274 code for a protein of 410 amino acids. The transcript has 3 exons. The record is from RefSeq and is a predicted model, not a curated record.
UCGAAGCAUCCGUUCUCGAAGCAGCGAAGCGCGGAGAUCCCAUGUCCCUCCAAAGUCUGGGGCGAAUGAUCACACCGGAGAACUACACACUGGAUCUGCUUCAGACGUGCCUUAUCCAUCUACACGGUAUAGUCGUGCCAGCAUCACCAGAACCCACGCCUCCCAGCUUUGGAGAUACGAUGAACAGGUGUGGGGCCGCGUUGAUUUGCCUGACUGAUGUCUUGCGAGUAGCCAUGUUGCUCAGCGAGCCCUUGAAGGAGGCGACCGUCGAGACAUUGCUACGGGAAUUCGACGACUUCAUCAAUGCGACAGAUGGACUCCUUCGGUGGACGAACUGGGAGAGUGUGUACCCCCAAUCGUUCAUCCCACUGGCCAGAUUGCAACAAGCCCUGGAUACCACGUGCCAGGUUAUCGCUUUCUUGAUCAAACUCGAUGAGCGACUCCAGUCCGCCGUGAUCGCCUCAACGAAAGCGAUCGACAUAGCCCUGCGUGUUUGGUGCUGGAGGGACCCGUACAACCCUUCUAGAGUCCACUUGUCGCCCUUCAUGACAGAGUACCGCAUGGAAGAAACGAUCGGUAUGAUCUGCACCUACACGAUGUCCUUCGAAGGUGGCCAGGCCAUCCUUUCAGCGCUCCUCGCUUCUUCGAAUCUGCGCCGCACCUUUGUCAAAGCCUUCUUUGACCGCCUAUCGCAGCUCACGGAAAUCGCAAAUCAGAACCCUGAGCGGGGCGGCGCGGUCAUGACUCAACUCAAGUUCAUGGCGAUGAUUGCGGGGUUUCUCGGGCAACAUAUCACCUUUUACCGCAUGCUUGAGAAACGGGGCCGCUUCCUCGGGAAGGCUUGUGGACUCGCUUCUCAGAUCUGCUCUCGAGGCUUUGGCCUGCCCAUCGUUCCUCCCACCGGAGCUUCGCUCUUUCAUGCAGCCUUUGUCAUGGCUAGCGACACGGUCGCCGCUGUUAUAACUGUUCUUAACAGUGGAAUUUUGGUAUGGAUGCUGAAAGGGAUAUCAGCUGUCCCACAAGCCCCGAGCUUUUCUUCUGUUGAAGCGGCCCUCGAUAAACUGUACGGAUACGCCUUCCAUCACCGGAGUUUGCCUGCUUUAAGCCAUGCUCUCAAAGGGGUGCCGGCGUCCGUCAGCCAAGCAGUCAAACGGAUCGAUAAGGUCGGCACCCUGUACACCGGGCUAGUGAUGGAGGUUGAACGGAACGAAAUUUUAGUGGGGACGCUAGAGCCCCGUGUAAUUCUCUGCGACAAUCCGGCAGAUAACUCAUGA